Messenger RNA from Belonocnema kinseyi, 1527 nucleotides. RefSeq lists its product as uncharacterized. The record is from RefSeq and is a predicted model, not a curated record. Bases 1 to 1527 code for a protein of 508 amino acids. Lineage: Eukaryota; Metazoa; Arthropoda; Insecta; Hymenoptera; Cynipidae. The transcript has a single exon.
AUGGGAAUUUCUCCUGGUCAUAGACCUCAACAAUGCGCUAGUAAAUACACUUGUGCGAAAUGUAAUCGUAAGCACAAUACUCUUCUUCAGUUUAACAACUGGAACUCAGCGAAUGACUCGGUUGCUCCCACACAAGAGAGUAACUUAAUGAGUCCUAACGUAAACAAUUCUCAAAUUACGUCUAUUUCACAAAAUAAUCAAAAUACUCCAGUAAAUAAUGAUCAGUCUACGGUGAUAAGGGAGGGGCAUCAUGUCCUUCAGAAUAAUAAAUCUAUUUGUCUUUUAAAUAAUCACGAUGGGAUUCCAGGUACCACUUUACUUGUCACGGCAGUUCUUGAAUUGAAAGCAGACAAUGGUAAAUGUGAAAGUUUUCGAUUAUUGAUGGAUCAAGGAUCUGAAUGUAGUUUUAUAUCGGGAAGAGUUUUGAUUAUAUUAAAACCCAUUUGUCAUAAAAUUACCGGAGUAUAUGGUGUAGGUGGAGAAUUCUUCGGUAACGCUAAAAGAGUAUUUCAAGUAUGGUUACGUCCGAAGGAGUCAAAGCGUACUCCUAUUCCAUUACAAGAACUCGUCUUUUUCAAUUCAACUUCAUACGCUCCUCCCAAAUUGCUAGAUCAGGCAAAUCUAAGGGAAUUAAGAAAUUUCAGCUUAGCGGAUCCCGAUUUCUUUGAAUACAAUAGAAUAGAUGUUAUUUUGGAAGCAGAUCGAUCUGUAUCCUGCCUACUACCUAGAUUAAAACAAGGUAUUCUCGGUUCCUUAACAGCCCAAGAUAGUCUUUUUGGAUUGAUAUUAUCAAGACCUAUUCAACAGUCUGAAAUAGGUCGUUCAAUCUCAGCCUGUCAUUGUACGGCUUCAGAACUACACGAUAAUUUAUCUCGUUUCUGGGAGAUGGAAGAACCUCUUUCCUCAUCCUCUUUGACUGAGGAUGAAAUUCACUGCGAGGAGCAUUUCGUUGCUAAUUGUACUCGAUUGCCCUCCGGUCAGUAUAUGAUCAGAUUACCCUUUCGAAAUGGUCCUCCCAUCGAAAUCGGUAAUUCCUUGUGUAGAGCUAAAAUUAUUUUAGAAAAGAAUCUAGCCCAAUUAAAAAAUGAACCCGAACUUCAAUCUGAAUACUCAGCUUUUAUGUCUGAACAUAGACAAUUAAGCCAUAUGGAACUGGUCAAAGAUUUUACUGAAUCGGAUUCUUCUCAAACUGUAUACCUACCUCAUCAUACUAUCAUUCGAGAUAGUAGUUCUACUACUCAUUUACGUGUAGUCUCUAAUGCCUCAAGCCUCACUUCUAAUGGCUCUUCUUUAAACUCGCACUUGCAUAUUUGUCCGAAAUUAUUAACCGACUUAAUUUCAAUCAUUUUACGUUGGCGCAUGUCGCAAUUUGUUUUUGUAGCCGACGUUGAAAAAAUGUUCCGACAGAUUAAAGUUGAUCCACGUGACUGUGAUUAUCAGCGUGUCUUAUGGAGUUCACCAGAAGGUAAUCUCGAAGCCUGGCGAUUAACCACCGUCACAUAUGGGGAGCUUGUGCCACGUACCUGA